Molecule: messenger RNA, 336 nt
Organism: Lachancea nothofagi CBS 11611
Lineage: Eukaryota; Fungi; Ascomycota; Saccharomycetes; Saccharomycetales; Saccharomycetaceae
Source: the annotation of a GenBank genome assembly
AUGUUAUGCGACGUCGCACUUCGCAAAAGAGUUAGCAGGUUUUACAAGAAAACUCCCACAAUCCAGUUCUUGAAACGAGUUGAGUCAAGGUCUCGGAAACCAAAAAGGUUCAUACAACCCUCUGCCGGUGGUGCACUUUUGAUACGUUAUGGAACCUUACACGGCUAUCAAGACUUGCGUGCACUUCAAUGUCGGUACAGAGGUAUCAAUCACGGAGACAAGGUUAAGCUUGGGUCAAGGUGCCAAUGCCAAACACAUGCUUUGAACCCUAGUCCUUUACACAAGGACAUAUCUAGAGGGAUGAAAAAGAGACUCCAAUUAAAACUGCAUUCAUAG